Messenger RNA from Formica exsecta, 1620 nucleotides. Its product is annotated as serine protease snake-like. Lineage: Eukaryota; Metazoa; Arthropoda; Insecta; Hymenoptera; Formicidae. The record is from RefSeq and is a predicted model, not a curated record. The transcript has 3 exons. Gene Ontology annotation, molecular function: serine-type endopeptidase activity. Bases 209 to 712 code for a protein of 167 amino acids. Gene Ontology annotation, biological process: proteolysis.
ACGUGAGAGAACUCGUAGGCACGACUGAGAUAAUGUCGCUGGUCGGCACAUCACCCGACGUGAUCAAGGUGGAUAAUGUCUGUCGGGAUGCAAAUCGCCUGAUUGUCGGCGGCACCGAGGCUAAGCCCGUGGCGGUCCGACUGACGCACGGAUAGGUUUUCAUAGAUUGACAGACCAGCAACCCGGUGUCACAAUUGCCAUUAAGACCAUGAUACGACAUCCGGAUUACAACCCACCCGCGAUGUAUGCGGACAUAGCUCUAGUGCAACUCAUGAAUGCCGUUACAUUUAACACAUCGAUACGACCUGCAUGUCUUUAUGUACAGUACGAUACCGGGCCUAUGAACGCCUGGAUCAGCGGCUGGGGUGUUACCGAAUUCGCUGGAGAGCAGACCGACCGAUUGCAGAAGGCUCAGUUGGACUUGGUAGACAAUUUAGCGUGCACGAUACGGCACAACAGUUCCAAAGAGGUUCCAUAUGGCGUCACACCGAGCAUGGUUUGUGCGGGUGAUCCUCAUGGCGGUUGGACCAAGGAUUCCUGCCAGGGCGAUUCCGGAGGUCCUUUGCAAAUUAUCCAUCCUAAAAAUUUGUGCUUCUUUCAAGUGAUCGGUAUCACCAGUUUCGGUCAGGGCUGCGCGAUCAUCGACGCACCUGGUGUUUACACUAGAGUAUCCCAUUAUAUAUCCUAUAUUGAGAAUAUCGUCUGGCCGUAAUAAUUGUGAUCUAUUAGACUUUUACGCGAAAGAUAUAAAAAAACAUAGUUUAUUAAAUUGUACUUAUUCAAAAAUCAAGUCUCACAAUUAAUCAAUUAAAAUUGACUAGUCAGUCAAAUUAAUCUAGAACUAAGGAAUUUAUAACAUUUACAAUUUUUUUCCACUUCUCGUCAUUUUAUGAUAUAAUAUCCAUUCAUCAUAUAUAAAAAUAAUUUUAAAAUUUCAGAGAAGUCACAUGCAGUCAUUUUAUAUGCUGCUUAUGUUCCAAUUAUUACCUGUGAAGAGAAAAUUAUCGACGGUUGUGAAAAGCUAAUUGUAUAUAUGUUAUAAUUCUAUUAAUUAUGAUAGUGCAAUAAAACAGUUUGCAGUUUGGACUAGAAUAUCGGAACGUAUACAAGAACGGAAAAGUCACGAGAAGGUAUGAAUUGUAAAAUGCGAGACUGAUGAUAUUGACUUUCUGAAUCUUAGAAAUUAAGAGAUCUUGCUAUCGUGAAUGGUUCGCCAUGUGAGUCCAUCACCAUAUGGGCCAUGGUUUGAUGGGAACAGAACAUGCCACCAGCUUCUGCAACAACACAUAAACGAAAUACAUUUCGAGAAUAAUAUUCGCCAUGUUUGACAGUAAAAAUAAUAACAUGAAAAUAACAUUCAAUAUAUUUGAUGAAAAAUACUUGUAUGCUGAACAAAAUUUGCAACAAAACUAAUUUCCAAUUUCCUUUACAAAUAUUCUAUUUUAUAUAUAAUUUACUGUUGUGACAUAGAAAUAAAAUUAUUUUAUAAAUAUACUCAUUUUGUUCUCGUUUAAUUAGCUUUCUUGAUGAUUUAUAUUGCUCUCUAAAUAUCAAUUGAUUGUAUUUUAAUGAAAGAUUCUCUCACAAACAUUUAACAUUUCAAUAUAUAUUUUAGUAAAA